Messenger RNA from Momordica charantia (bitter melon), 2115 nucleotides. It is a transcript of the gene GAE4, whose product is annotated as UDP-D-glucuronate 4-epimerase 4. The record is from RefSeq and is a predicted model, not a curated record. NCBI's taxonomy places the organism in Eukaryota, Viridiplantae, Streptophyta, Magnoliopsida, Cucurbitales, Cucurbitaceae.
GAAAAGAGGAAGAAAAAAAAAACCCAAAAAAAUUCUCUUGUUUUUCAACCCCCUUUAAGCACAAUUUCUUUCUUGAUCUUCCAUUGUUCAAACGUUAAAAGCUGUUUCUUCCAUUAGUCAACAAUGGUUAAUCGUAAAUGAUCUUCCCCCAUUCUCUCUCUCUCUCUCUCUCUAUCUCUGCGGCUAUAAACCCAAAAACAAGAGACCUCACCGCCAAAUCUUCCUCCAAGAAACCAGAAGAUUCUCCCAUUGAAAAGUGGUGGAAGAACAAAGGCGACCCACUUCCCCUUUUUCCCUUAUCCUCAGCCCCACCGUCGAUGCCGGAAGAUUUUCGUCGGACCAGUUGCAGAAACCCUAGCCAUUUGAGUUUUUGAUUACUCCCAUUUUCGAGUUUUCUGUUGAAAGCCGAGGGAAAUUGAAUCUGGGUGCGUCGAUUUUCCCACAUUUUCCCGAGGAAAAAGAAAAAUGUCCCAUCUCGAUAACAUUCCUUCGACUCCGGGGAAGUUUAAGAUGGAGAAAUCGCCGUACAUUCACAGACUCCGGUGGCAUUCUUCGCUCACGAAGCUCACAUUCUGGUCCUUGGUCUUCCUCGGCUCGAUCUUGAUCUUCUUCUUCCGAUCGCCGUCGUCGUCGCCGCUCUCGUCCGAUCCUUCCCGCCGAUCGCUCAGCACCUACGAUUGGGGCGGACCCGCUUGGGAGAAACGCGUCCGCAACUCCGCCCGAGUCCGCUCUCGCAAUGGGAUUUCCGUCCUCGUCACCGGCGCCGCCGGAUUCGUCGGAACCCAUGUCUCGGUGGCGCUGAAGCGCCGCGGCGAUGGCGUGCUCGGCCUGGACAAUUUCAACAACUACUACGAGCAAUCCCUAAAACGCGCCCGCCAAGCCCUUUUGGAGCGCACCGGCGUGUUCGUCGUUGAAGGAGAUAUCAACGAUUCGGCUCUGUUGAAGAAGCUUUUUGAAGUGGUUCCGUUCACCCAUGUGAUGCAUUUGGCCGCUCAGGCCGGCGUCAGGUACGCCAUGGAAAAUCCAAGCUCUUAUGUCCAUAGCAACAUUGCUGGUCUUGUUAGUCUUUUGGAAGUCUGUAAAUCUGCAAAUCCACAGCCUGCAAUUGUUUGGGCAUCUUCUAGCUCGGUUUAUGGAUUGAAUACUAAAGUACCCUUCUCGGAAAAGGACCGAACCGAUCAACCGGCGAGUCUUUACGCGGCGACAAAGAAGGCCGGAGAAGAAAUUGCACAUACUUAUAAUCAUAUCUAUGGACUUUCAUUAACAGGGCUGCGGUUCUUCACUGUUUAUGGACCUUGGGGAAGGCCUGACAUGGCUUAUUUCUUCUUCACUAGAGAUAUCUUGAAGGGGAAGUCAAUUCCCAUCUUUGAAGGAGCUGAUCAUGGCACAGUGGCUAGAGAUUUCACCUACAUUGAUGACAUUGUUAAGGGUUGUUUGGCAGCUUUGGACACUUCUGAGAAGAGCACUGGCAGUGGGGGGAAGAAGAAAGGACCGGCACAGCUUCGGGUUUUCAAUUUGGGGAAUACGUCCCCGGUACCGGUUAAGGAUCUUGUGAGCAUUUUGGAAAAGCUCUUGAAGACGAAGGCAAAGAGGAACAUUAUGAAGUUGCCAAGGAAUGGGGAUGUUCAGUUUACUCAUGCCAAUAUCAGCUAUGCUCAGAGGGAACUUGGAUACAAGCCAACGACGGAUCUGCAGACUGGGUUGAAGAAGUUCGUCCGGUGGUAUCUGAAUUAUUAUUCGCAAGGGAAGAAGGCUGCUGGCUAGCGGGAUUGUUCGGGCGUUUACACGAUUCUUUGUUGGUUCAUCUUUACGCUGCUUUGGAUCCCUCGGGUGCGAGCUUUUUGAUGAAACGUGGUUGGUUCCCGUGUGUACCGUGUUUUUCCGAUGAAACUAACAUAACUUUAACGGCUCUAAAAAGCCUACAUUGUCAAAACCUUGUUUCUGAAACGUUGGAAAAGUUCUCCUUUCUAUGCUCUCAAUGUUGGUUCUGAGUUAUCUUGGCGCUGCACAUGAUUCCUUUUGGAAGGUAGGUUUGUUUAGCAUUUCGUUAAUGACGGUUUUUGUACGUUUUCGGGUAAACUUUUUGUGCUGAAGUUAGAAUGGCAGUUCAAGGUU